Molecule: messenger RNA, 1097 nt
Organism: Pipistrellus nathusii (Nathusius's pipistrelle)
Lineage: Eukaryota; Metazoa; Chordata; Mammalia; Chiroptera; Vespertilionidae
Source: the annotation of a GenBank genome assembly
AUGGCCAGUGCAGAAUCCUCACUGCUCACAACCCCAGGGCCCAACUCAGAUCCUGGCAACAGUGAGGUGGAGCUGGACUGCUGGUUUGAUGAAGAGUUCAAGUUCAUCCUGCUGCCUGUGAGCUACGCAAUUGUCUUCGUGCUGGGUCUAGUCCUCAAUGCUCCAACUCUCUGGCUCUUCCUCUUUCACCUCCGACCCUGGGAUGCAACGACCACCUACAUGUUCCACUUGGCUUUGUCAGACACUUUGUAUGUGCUGUCACUGCCCACCCUCGUCUACUAUUAUGCAGCCAGAAACCACUGGCCCUUUGGCACUGAGCUCUGCAAGUUCAUCCGCUUCCUCUUCUACUGGAACCUCUACUGCAGUGUCCUUUUCCUCACCUGCAUCAGUGUGCACCGCUACCUUGGAAUCUGCCACCCCCUGAGAGCAAUACGUUGGGGCCGCCCAAGACUCGCAGGCCUUCUCUGCCUGGCAGUUUGGUUGGUUGUAGCCAGCUGUCUUGUGCCCAAUCUGUUCUUUGUCACAACCAGCUCCAGGGGGGAUACCAUCCUGUGCCAUGACACCACUCGGCCUGAGGAGUUUGACCAUUAUGUCCACUUCAGCUCAGUAAUCAUGGUGCUGCUCUUUGGCAUACCCUGCAUGGUCACUCUUGUCUGCUAUGGGCUCAUGGCCCGGCGCCUGUAUCGGCCUUUGCCAGGGGCUGCCCAGUCAUCUUCUCGUCUGCGUUCUCUCCGCACCAUUGCAGUGGUUCUGACUGUCUUUGCUGUAUGCUUCGUGCCUUUCCACAUUACCCGCACCAUUUAUUACAUGGCAAGGCUGUUGGAAGCUGAUUGCCAGGUGCUGAACAUUGUCAAUGUGGUAUACAAAGUGACCCGGCCUCUGGCCAGCGCCAAUAGCUGCCUGGAUCCUGUGCUCUACUUUCUCACUGGGGACAAGUAUCGUAGGCAGCUCUGGAGGCUCUGUAGUGGUGGUACCUCCCAGCCCCCCAGGGCUGCCUCCUCCCUGGCACUAGUGUCCCUGCCUGAGAGUAGCAGCUACAGGAGGACAACAGCUUCCAGGACAGUGGCUGCCCUACCCCUAGGGCAGAAAAAUUGUAG